CUGUGGUGCCACCUUGAACACAGCACACCACCUCGCUCUCUCACCCCUCAGGCACUACGUAGGUCUGCGAGCAUUUCUGAGGUGCCCACACUGAGUCUACCUGUAUCAACCUCUGUCCGUGCCCACGCCUUGGCUGCGUGUAUCGAGUUGCAUCCACGCCAACAAGUGCCUUAAUCCUACAGGAACAAAAGCAUUAUCUCAGUAAUACAUUGAAUUCUUUUUUACUUUUUUGAGCACUGAACAGUACUUAGGUAGCAUGCUGAACAGUAAUUUAUGUAUUCGUUAAGUUUUACGUAUCUGCUAAUUUGACUUAUUUUAAAAUAAUUUUGUCGUGCUGAAAGUAGAAAGCUGUUCAAUUAUAGGACCUCUGUAGGCGAAUUGACACGCACUUGAACAGUGAAUCCAAUUUCUAGUGUUUGUGAGUGAAGUUCAGAGAGGAACUGGAGGACUUCUCUCUUUAUCUUGUCAAGUGUUGGGCGUUACUAGUUAAAUAACAACAGAGGUACGUUACUGCUCCAGUGUGUGAGAGGUAGUAAUCCCAAAAUCUCAAAAAAGUAAUACUGAAAAAUAACUUAGAUCUGUCAUUCUAUGUGGUGGUUAGCAGAAGAAAUUAUUAAUACAAUCACUGUUCCAGAGAGGAACUGAUUUCGUUACUAAUUUUGUCCUGAGACUCUCCUGUAGAAGGAUCAAGAUAUCCAUAGGAUCUAAGAAAGUGCACAGAACGUGCUGAGAAAGUGUCAGAAAGUGCCGAAAGAAGACAAGUGUCUACACUGAUUUGAACAUAACACCCGGUGAGAGUCAGGGACCCACCCGCCAGCAUGAACAGAUUGAAUACGGCGACGCUGGUGGUGCUGCUGGUGCUGGUUGUGACGACUCUUCAAGGAGUUCGGGGGUUUUCUUUCGGGCAGCUCUUCCCAGCAUCUAGACGUGGUGUACGGGGAUCCCUCCUGGGAAGCGUCUUCGCUGACAAAACAACAAGUAAUGCCCUGAAAGAGGCUCUGAAGCAGGCUGCCACGAAGGAAACAAAAAUAGUGAUGCCCUCCUCCACCACCACCACCACCACUACGACAACGACGCCGACGACACGUAAGAAGCCCUCAUCGUAUCCCAUCACUAACUCUCCCAUCUACUACAUUCGUCUACCUCCCUCUCCCUACGUCUACAUGCCUGGAUUGGGCUACGUCUCUCCGAACAAUAACAAAUUCGAUUUCCUCCGUCCGGAAGUGAACUUCAUCAAUAACGGCAAGCCCUCCAACAUCUUCCACUUCAAGGCACCCCCUACCCCAACUAAAGCUGUUGCAACCACCACAACUACUACCGUCUCCCCUACAUCAUCUACAGCCGUUGCGACCACUACCACACUAGCGAAGGUACCACGACUACUAUUGUUUCUUCCACGUCGAAGGUGACGACGGCGAAACCGUCAAAGCCCUCGGCGACAAAGAAACCAAGUCCCAUCACGUGGCUUCCAGGCCGGUGGGUCUUCAAUGGACGACCCUCAGACUUAUUCUUCUUUAGGUCUCCCUACAACCCAUCCCACUUCGACAAGCUUCACCAGACCUACAGCAAACCAGGUAUCUACAUCAAGUAGAUCGUGGUAGAUGUAACGGUCUAUUGUAAAGGUUAAAGGAGCGUCAUUGAUGCCUUCGGUCUCGUGAUACUUGAAAACAAUGCAUUGGUUCAUGUAGACACUCUUUUGUAUAUGUAAUUUCUUGACUGAGAUAGUCUGUAAACACAGAUACACUCCUGGAUAUUGUUAAACAGAUACUUUUGAUAGUUGUAGACGCUCUUUGAAUAGAUGUAAAAAAAAGUCUUCAGUAGAUUUAGAAACUUCUAUACAUAUUAAAAAAUUCUCUAUAGCUAAAGACAAGUCUGUGUUGUCGUAGACUGUUUCACAGCAAAUGGAGACAGUUUAUUUCAUUCUAGCAAAUAGAUUCUAAAUAACUUAACACAUUAAGAACAACUGUUGAAAAAGAAAGAAAAGUAAUCAGUUAUGCUACAGUAUUUAUAUUGAUGAUUUAGGGUUUAUUUCUCGUAAGAUAGUCGGAAACUGCUCUUUUCCUCCUCGAUGUAAACUGGAAACACUUAAAUCAAUAAUUUUUAAGAAAUUCUGAUUUUAAAGUUUUCCUAAAACUAACAGUUAUAUUUUUAUUGAGAAAGUAUUUAAAAAUGCAAAAUCUUUCUGAAUAAUUUAAAUUCUUGGUCGUUCUGUGGUCGUUUUUAUUUUAAUUUUCUAGAAAGUUUUAUUGAAAAAAGUGACUAUUGUAAAUGUUAUUUUCUCAUUUAUAAAAAAAAUCUAAUUUAAUGCAAAUUUUUAAUAAUGAGAGGCCGUUUUACGAAUAUUAAAAUUUAUGAUAAAAAUUUGAAAAAAAAAAAAAUAAUAUGGUAAAAUUCCAUUAUUUAAACAAAAGAUUUCAGACGGUGGCUAUUAUAGACCAACAGGGUAUCGUUAGAUCAUUUGCCAUAUACUUCAUUGCGAACUGUGGUCUUCCAAUUUUGUGGAAUUUCAGUUUGGUAACGCUUAUUUUUAAAGGAUAGGUGCUUGAAUAAACACAGUGCUUUCACUCUUUUUGAAGACGAUUAGCCUGUUGAGUUUCUCUAUUUUUUCUCUCUCUCUUCCAUGAAAAAAAAAAUUAUACGCUGUUAUUUAGUAAAAUGCAAAAGAGCUAUAAAGAAAAUCUUGAAAUAGGACACUCCAAGCUCUUUUGUGAAAUAAAUCACAGCAUUAAGAUCAUUUUAUUACAGAAGCGUUCGAAUUGUUAUGAGUUUUCUUUUACAUCAAAGUAUAUCUAGAUACCUUAAGCUGUAGAGCAUUUUGUAGAGAGGAAAGGUAUAUACGUAUUUAAACUAUACAGAUUAAUAUAUUCUAGAAAAAUCUAGCCUCGCUGAGGUUUAACAUUUCUGUGCAUAUCAUUAGUGUUAGUCCAUUGUCGCCCCUCAUUUAUGAUGUCGUUAUCUUUAUAUAUGUGUGUGACGCAUUGAUGAAUUUGUCUUGAUCAUUCCCUUCACAACCAUGACGCAUUUUGAAGUCGCUAAUUUUUCGUAGGCAUAACACAUCUGUGAUGGUGAGAAACGUUCACACGAUUUGUUUGUUUAAUACCUGAAUCCUUAAUAUAAUUGGUUGUUGAUCGGAAAAUAUUGUAUGAUAGAUUUCCAAAACAAAAAUAAUUCACGUUAUUUACAUGUAGUGACAUAUAUAAUUUAGUGAUUUUUUUUAAUUUAGUAUGUGAUAAAAUAAUCUUUGUUUAGCUCUCUCUUUCUCUCUCUCUCUCUCUCCUCUCCCUCCCUCCUUUCUCUUUUUCUCCAAAAUAUUAGAUUUAGUGUGAUUAUCGUGGAAAUAGUUUAAAUUUAAAUUUUUAAUCAAAAAAAUAUUUUUUUUUCGACUAAGACUAUAUAGACCUUGAAAUAUUGAUAAGAUUUCCUUUAAAGUGUAAGUCUGCUUAAAUCUGAUUCUGAAUAAAUAUAGACGUGUUUGUAUUUCAUCUUAUGCUCAAUUUAGCUUAGUUUGAAGACGAAGUUUUGACAAAAUAGGAAGUGGAGAGAUGGACUAGUUUUUAUCUGGCCUGUUAUAUUUGUUGCCAUAUGUAAAAUGAUCAAGAAUCUGUGAAAACAAAAAUGUUCUCUUUAGAAAAAUGUAUCAAGCGAUAAGGUGGCAAAAAUUAGGUAAAUGAGCACAUAUGCAACUUAAUGAGUCAUAUUUAAGUUAAAGUUAUACCCACUAGUGACUUAGUGGUAGCAGAGGUGUUAGUAUUAGUAGCAGUAUUAAUAGUACUAGUAGUAAUAAAAUGUUUCAAGACAAUACAGCUGCCUAUAUUCUGUGUAACUGUGUUUAAGGGCUGACUCGAUGCACUUGUGCCCAUCAGGGGUUUGGCGAAACCCUAGAUGGGCGAAACAUCGCCUUAAAAAAGUCUCAUUAAUUUGCAUAUGCAUCCAUUUAUCUAACAAUUGUGGGUAUUACUAACAAUGAUUACAGUAGGUGGCAGAUUCACUUACGUGUGUAGCAUUGCUGGUGUUUAGGGUUUUCGGAUGCUGAGACCGCAAAUGUUUGGUUGAUGUAAUUGAAAGUUUUUGGCUGCUAUAAUUGUAAGUUUAUUCAAUGUUAUAAUUGGCUUUACAAGUUUAAAAACCAGUUUGGCAUUAUUUUGAGUCUGAGCGAAUGUUCAAGCCUGCUUUGCAUUGCUACUGCUUAAGUCAUAAUAUAAUUUAGGCUUUGACGAAUAUAUCGGCUAAUGAACUCAUUUUAUUGAUGUCUCAAUGAAAGUUUUGGUACCUUCUGUUAUUAUUUAUGAAUUACUUAUGUAUUUGGGUACAUUUGUUUUUCUUUAAAGCUGCUUUUGCUGUGUUUGCAACUAAAUGCAAAAUUAGUUAUUGCACUAAUUCAAGUACGUAUUCCUCAUUGUCAGUUCUUAGUUGAUACAGAGAGGAAUCCCAGUUUGGUUAAUUGCCGAGCUGUAUAUCUUGUGUUGUACUGCAAUCAACCAGUAGCUUAACUUAUUUCCAUUUAGUUAACUUGAGUGGCUGUACACUCUGUUCUUUAUAUCUCAGCAAACAGACAGCUGUCGAUACAUAAUAUUGUCUACAUUGUGUGAUUUAUUAUUUCAGUAAUUCAACGAUUUAUCUUUAACAUAAUAAAAGUAUGAACUCUGC
Messenger RNA from Cherax quadricarinatus, 4647 nucleotides. Its product is annotated as protein let-653-like. NCBI's taxonomy places the organism in Eukaryota, Metazoa, Arthropoda, Malacostraca, Decapoda, Parastacidae. The record is from RefSeq and is a predicted model, not a curated record.